AAAGGUCCACAGCCAGAUUCGGGUAAGAGCUUCCCACGAUGGGCCCAUCUUUCAACAAUGCUAUAUCUUCUCUGCAGAGAAGUGGAACAUUUAUGAAUUCUUUAAUUGCGGCUUUGACUAUCGGUGGGCAACAACUGUUUUCCUCUUUCACAUUCAGAUGUCCCUGUCAGGUUGGGAAAAAUUUCUAUUAUGGUUCUGCUUUUCUUGUCAUCCCCGCCUUGAUUCUUCUGAUUGCUGGCUACGCUCUGAGAAGCCAAACGUGGACGAUUACCAGUGAGUACUGCUGCAGAUGCACCCCUCCUCACCGCAGAAUCAGCCCCCUGGAGCGUAAGCUGGCUUGCCUUACAUUCUUCAGCAUCACCGGGAGGGCACUCGUGGCUCCAUUGACGUGGCUGGCGGUGACCCUGCUGAAAGGCACCUACUACGAAUGUGCAGCGAGUGAGUUUGCACCUGUGGACAAUUACCCAGUGUUUGAUAAUGUCAGCGCCAGCAAACGAGAAGAGAUGCUAGCUGAGUUUCCAUGCUGCACAUCAGCUCCCUCUGACGUGAUCCUGGUAAGAGACGAAGUAGCUCUUCUGCACCGAUUCCAGUCACAAAUGUUGGGCUGGAUUUUGAUCACCUUGGCAACCAUUGCUGCCCUGGUCUACUGCUGUUUGGCGAGGUGCUGCUGUCCUCUCAACUCCCUGCAGUACAACUACUGGACCAAUCAGCUCCGCAACGAGAGGGAGCUCUUUGAGCAAGCUGCAGAGCAGCACUGCCGGCUCCUCAUCACACAGCGCAUAAAGAAACUAUUUGGCUUCAUUCCCGGGGAUGAAGAUGUCAAACAUGUCCGUAUUCCUUCAUGUCAGGACUGGAGAGAUAUUUCAGCACCCAUUGUAUGCAUGGGUGAUGACUCGCAAAGUCAGUAUAGGUUCCUAGGAGACAGAAUGGAUGAGGUUAAUGAAGAAGACAAAUCAGAAGGUAUUGAAUUAAAGCCUUAA
Tupaia belangeri chinensis (Chinese tree shrew) is the source of this 980-nucleotide messenger RNA. RefSeq names its product calcium homeostasis modulator family member 4 (gene CALHM4). Gene Ontology annotation, molecular function: monoatomic cation channel activity. The transcript is spliced from 2 exons. The record is from RefSeq and is a predicted model, not a curated record. Bases 39 to 980 code for a protein of 313 amino acids. Gene Ontology annotation, cellular component: plasma membrane. Lineage: Eukaryota; Metazoa; Chordata; Mammalia; Scandentia; Tupaiidae.